GCGAGUGAAGGUGCCCAGGGUCAUCAAGCAGCCGGGUAUAUAAACCCACACUGCUGGCUCUAACUUACACUCACAUAUACAACAUGCAGUUUAUCGUUCUCACCUGCGUGGCCGCUGUGGCCCUGGCCUCACCUGUCUAUGAUCAACACUCAGCAGAGACGCCCAAAAUUCUGGUUGACGAACGCCACAUAGCCGACGACGCCUCCUACUACAACUUCCAGGUGGAGACUGAGGACGGCAUCACUCGCCAGGAGUCAGGUGCUACCAUCAAGGAAGGCUCUGCUGAAGGAGCCGUCGCUCAGAGCGGAUCAGUCUCCUUCACCCUCCCCGACGGACAGCAGUUCGAGAUGACCUUCGUGGCUGACGAGAACGGCUUCCAGCCCCAGUCCAGCUUCCUGCCGGUGGCACCUGAGUUCCCUCACGAGAUCCCCCAGUUCGUGCUCGACCAGAUCGAGAAGGCGCGACUUGAGGACGAAGCUGAGUCCCGCAAGGGUCCCUCCUCCAAAUACGGCGCCCCAUAAGUCUCCUCACUUUGCUCACCGCCUCUUGUCACCUCAGUCAGUUUAACAUCACUGUGGGAGCAGUUGACUCCUGCUCAUACUAGUGUCGUCUACCUGGCUGACCAUUAUGUUCUGUACAUAUGUAUUUAUUUAACAAUAAAAUGCAAAUAUA
Messenger RNA from Homarus americanus (American lobster), 672 nucleotides. RefSeq names its product larval cuticle protein 65Ag1-like. Gene Ontology annotation, cellular component: chitin-based extracellular matrix. The record is from RefSeq and is a predicted model, not a curated record. Gene Ontology annotation, molecular function: structural constituent of chitin-based larval cuticle. The transcript is spliced from 3 exons. NCBI's taxonomy places the organism in Eukaryota, Metazoa, Arthropoda, Malacostraca, Decapoda, Nephropidae. The coding region runs from base 84 to 521 and encodes 145 amino acids.